AUGGGUAUCCCUGACUUCGUGAAGUUCAUUGCGCGCUCCUCGCCUAGUGCGCUGUGCCGUGUGCCGAAAGGCAGCUCAAGGCACGAGCCGCUCAUCUUCGACUUCAUCUUGAUUGACGCCACGAACGUGGCGCAGACACUUGGGCUUGACACCCUGCGCACAUUUCUCGAUCCCGACCAUCUCGUGGCGAGGUCAGCUGUCAUUUUCGCGCUAGACUCCCAGCGCGAUCGCAGCGGCACGGCGCGCGCUCACCGCCAUGCACUUGUGGGCAUCGGUGACCUCGAUGUGCAUGUGCAGAAACUGUGCGGGCAGUUGGCGGACGCGUACCGUGCGCGGCAGCGGAGCAACAACAGGCUGGGUGCCGGUUCUGGGGCCAACCCGUACGUGCUGACGAGCGGACGCGGUGUGGCGGGGGAGGCGGACUACAAACUUCUUGACCUGCACCGUUCCUUGGUGACGUGUGCCAUUGCCAGCGGAGCCACUGUCCUCCCCUCCUUUCUCUUUAUCUCGGAGGACUCUGAUGUGCUGUGCGGCGUACUCUGCGGCCCAGGACCGCAGCAGGUUUCCAUUGCCACAAAGUUGCAGGACGUCCUCUUCGAGCCUUCGAUUUUGCGCCUGGAUCGCGUCUUGGCGUUUGUGGCCACCUGCACCGACGCUUUCUACGCCGAGAACGAGAAGGAGGCCGCGGCAGCUGCCGCAGCCAAGACGAAGGCGAUAACGGAAAGAAAUGCUGCAAAGCGAAAUAGGGCGAACUCCCUUGCCACUACGCCGGUGACGAAACAUCCGCAGGAGCAACACAGCGACGAGGAGGUGGAGCUUUCCGUGAAGGACACGGCGGCCGCCACGGUUACGGCGACGACUGUGCGAGACGACGGUGUGGUGCGUCGCCGCAAGCAGGACGGCCCAAUGGUGGCCACUGGCGUGCGCAUCGAAUUGGCGGACAGCAGCGAUGACGAUCAGUCAGAGCAUGUGGAGACGAAGGAGACAAAGGUGCCCACAGCAACUGCAGGCGCAACCGCUGAGGCGCCUGUGUCAGAGGUGGAGGAGGUGCCCAUUGAUGAUGGCAAGUGCGUCGAGGGAGCCAUCGCCGCUCCGAGGGAGGGAGAACUGCUCAUCUCCUCCAUCACGCACACGAGCUGCGUUGACAUGGUGUUUCUCUUUAUGAUUGUCAUGGGCAACGGCGUCAAUGUGCCGUCGCUGGUGCGCGGCGCCACAAAGGUGGAUUCCGGGUCGUGCUGGCAGGCGUACUGCAAACACAAGUACAAGAAUUUGUCUGCCGCAGAUGCCGAGACAGGCCGCGCACUACUCAUCACCUCUAUCAACACGCACUCGACGAACAGAGGCAGCCUCGCACUAAACUGCCACUUCCUCCACUCCAUCUUGGACGCUGUGCAUUACGCCGACGCGGAGCCGCGACCGCCCGUCGAGGAAGAGAGGAACAGCGCCAUCAUCUACCUCUCCAAUGCCGUCUACGCGACGCUGCGCUACAUUGUGGGGUGUAAUCUUGACAAGACGCCGGCAUUGAAGCAAACGUUUCUCGACUCACGGCCGCUGUCCGAGACGCCCAUCAUGCUCCCUAGUCUCUCUGCGGUGAUGUGGGUGCUCGGCCAGGAGGCGACGCGCACGUUCUCGUUCCCUCUGCACGGCCUCGCCAAGAAGGAGCUCUUGGUGGCCGCGUCAGGUGGCGCGUCGGCUAGCAACGAUGCUGCCAACGCCUCGUCGAGGCUUGCAGCCAACCACGCCACCUUUGCGCGUGACGCGUCGUCCUCCACAAGCUACCUUGACGUUGGCGAUCAUCUCGUGGCGCCGGCAGCCUCGAAUGCGUGGGCCGUGCGUGGUGCGCGCACGAGCAACGUGUCGCUCGCCACUCUGAUGCAAAACUUCACUAGUGGCGUUGACGGAGCGACUUCGGCUGCGCGCAGCGGUCACUGCACCGAUGCAGGAAUGCGGCCUGCCCAGCUCCCCAGCGUUACAGAGAUGCUGAAGAAAGCCCUUCAGAUGGUGUCACCAGCCAGUUUAGCGAAAGCUAACCUGCUCGUCUACCUCACGGCCGUCUGGACGUACUCCCUCGGACUCGGUGUCCGCCGCAUGGCGACGCUCACCAAGGCCGCCGCGUCAGUGGCGAAAACCGAAGUAGGGGUGUCGGCGUCCAGCUCGGUGCCGCCGCCCUCCUCGGCUGGAGUCGCAAAAGCUUCAAGGGCGGCAUCGGGCACAUCGCCAGCUGGCGGACACUACGUAUACAGCUUCGAGUUGCGUCGCAUGGCUCCCGUUCUACAGCCUGCGGCUUCGCAGCCACCGUCCUCCAUCACAGUCGCAUCUGGGCGCCCCGCGAUAUCUGGAAGGGUGGACAGCACAGCCUCUUCGUUGAGCGAGAAAUCAGCGGCGCAGCAGGCCAUCUUGGCGGCACUCGGGGUAUCGUACGACUACUCAAAGACGCCGCGUGAUUCGGCAAACAUUGUGAAUCUGCCGCGCUGUGCGAUGGACGAGGAGGACGUUGCAGAGCUGCAGCGACUCCGGAAGGUGGCAAGGAAGGAGCGUACGCUUUCUGCGUUGGUGGUCGACGCCGUCCCCGGCAAGAAGCGCAGUGCCAACGCGGAUGACGAAGACGGCGACAUUGGCCGGACGAGGUCAACGAAGAAGGCCGAAGAGACGAAAAACGGCGCCUCCAAGGCAAAGAAACGUCUCGGUAAACGCGAGCGUCUAAAACAGCAAAAGACAACCGCGAAGAGGGCAGUUGCCUGA
This is a messenger RNA of Leishmania mexicana MHOM/GT/2001/U1103, 2742 nucleotides long. RefSeq lists its product as hypothetical. The record is from RefSeq and is a predicted model, not a curated record. Lineage: Eukaryota; Euglenozoa; Kinetoplastea; Trypanosomatida; Trypanosomatidae. Bases 1 to 2742 code for a protein of 913 amino acids. The transcript has a single exon.